This is a messenger RNA of Hymenoscyphus albidus, 675 nucleotides long. The record is from the annotation of a GenBank genome assembly. Lineage: Eukaryota; Fungi; Ascomycota; Leotiomycetes; Helotiales; Helotiaceae.
AUGUUUGAGUGGACGCUUCAAGAAAGAGUGGCAGCGGAAUGUUUGAGAAGACUGGCAGAAAGAGUACACCCUGGAUGCUCUUUAAUUCAAGAAGACUUCAUUAGAGGAGAACUCGAGUCACAACGUUUCAAAAACUGGUUGCGGCGAUGGGGAAUACAGAACCGACGGUACACCAUAGAUGAGAUUCAUAAAACGGUAACGCAGAAGUCAGGCCGGAGAACCUUCAUACCUCAAUCGUACAUCGAUCAAUGUUACAGCGACGAAAACUAUGAAGCCUUCAUGAGGGCAUGGAACGAGGCUAUUGCUGCUGUUCACGACGUGUUGUAUCGACUAACUCAAGGACUACCAGAAGAAGCUGCAAGAAAGGAAAGAGAGGAGGCAGAUUACUACGUAAAGCAUCUGCACGCUCUCGGUAUAUGGAAUGAAUUGAACUGGCCCGCUUAUCAAAUUUUGGCCUUUAAACAUUUCAUAAAGAAGUUUUCACCAACGCCCACAAAGCCAAUUUGGAACUGGAUCGAACUACAAUAUGCCAUGGAAGAUUAUGCGAAACAGCAAAACUGGCAGCGGAAGUCCUUCCCCUUUCUAACGUUGAUGGCCCAAUAUUUCUCGCGACAAAACGAAUUGGACCGAGAUCGAAGGCUGGAUCCGGCACGAGAAAAUCCAAUAUACAGAUAG